Glycine soja is the source of this 1441-nucleotide messenger RNA. RefSeq names its product plant UBX domain-containing protein 4-like. Gene Ontology annotation, cellular component: cytosol; nucleus. The record is from RefSeq and is a predicted model, not a curated record. The transcript has 4 exons. Gene Ontology annotation, biological process: membrane fusion; Golgi organization; autophagosome assembly. Lineage: Eukaryota; Viridiplantae; Streptophyta; Magnoliopsida; Fabales; Fabaceae. Gene Ontology annotation, molecular function: ubiquitin binding. Bases 70 to 1326 code for a protein of 418 amino acids.
CGUAGGAGAUUGUAAAAGACUCUGUGAAGUGUGCGUGAGAAAGGAACAGAGAGAAGAAAAAGAAAAAAGAUGGAAGGAGAGAAAGAGAAUCCCGAUUGUAACGCCACUUUGGUGAACUCCUUCUGCGAAAUCACUUCCUCUUCCAAAGAAGAAGCCCUUUUCUUUUUGGAGAGCCACAAUUUCGACCUAGACGCCGCCGUUUCCACUUUCCUCGACAACGCCAACAACCCUCUCAUCCCUCAAAACGACGACGUCGUUGUCGCCGCAAACCCAAACCCCAACUCCGUUUCCCCUCCCUCCGAUUCUCACUCCCCGGACUUCAACCCUUCCAGGUCUCCUUCGCCGUCUCCGUCGCCGACUCGCACGCCCUACGAGCUCCGAUCCCGCAGGUCUCUCGGCAAGAAACCCUCCACCAGCCGCCAAGGCAAAAUUCGCACUCUCGGCGAUCUCAAACGCUCCUCCCGCGAUGAUGAUUCCGAUUCCGAUCCCGAUUUCGAACCCGACGAGUACUACACCGGCGGCGAAAAGAGUGGGAUGCUUGUUCGAGAUCCUACCAGAGGAAACAGCAACAACAACAACAGUGUGGAUGAUAUCUUUGAUCAAGCGAGGCAGGUUGCUGUUGAUGCACCUCCGGAGAAUCCUCGAAGCUCGUCGAGGUCGGGAAGUUUUAGUGGCACGGCGAGGUUGCUCUCUGGAGAGAGAUUGCCAUCUGCUGCUGCUGCUGCUCCUGCUCCUCAGCGUGUAGAGGAAGUUACCCACACUGUCACUUUCUGGAGGAAUGGGUUCUCUGUCAAUGAUGGUCCUCUACGGAGGUUGGAUGAUCCGCAAAACGCACCGUUUCUGGAGAGCAUAAAGAAGUCCGAAUGUCCCAAAGAGCUUGAGCCAGCAGAUAGGAGGACUGCUGUCCAUGUCAACCUCACAAGGCGGGAUGAAGACUACCCUGAACCAGUGAAGCCACGCCAUCGUGCUUUCCAGGGUGUUGGAAGAACUUUAGGUAGCACCAGCUCCAGCAAUGAUGAACCUAUUCAAACAACUGGUGCUUCACCAAGUACUGCUCCAUUGCCAACAAUGGGUUUAAUUGUAGAUGAGGCACAGUCAGUGACAUCAAUCCAGCUGAGGUUGGCUGAUGGCACACGCAUGGUUUCUCGCUUCAAUCACCAUCAUACAAUCCGAGAUGUUCGAGCAUUCAUUGAUGCAUCAAGACCCGGGGGUGUAAGAAGUUACCAACUGCAGUCAAUGGGUUUUCCUCCCAAACAACUCGCUAAUUUGGACCAGACUAUAGAACAAGCUGGUAUUGCCAACUCAGUUGUCAUCCAAAAGUUGUAGGUUGUUUACCAGAUUCUAUUUUCAGUCGACUUGAAAUUACUAUUUUUAUGCUUAAACAUUGAUUGAUCUACUUAUAUUUUAUUAGUGAAUUUGAUAAAAAUGUUCAUUGUUAGUA